AUGACACGAAACCCCGGCAGCCUCACUAGAGUGCACGAACGGCUGCAGAAACGGGAGCUUCCAACCCCUUCCCGCCUCCUCGUCUUCCUUCUCGCCACCCCAAUUCGCGUUCCCGCCUCCCCGUUUCCCCUUUCCGCUCCCCAGUACCCCUUCCGGUCACCCCGUUUCCCCUUCCCGCUCUCCGGUUCCCCUUCCAGCCUCUCCGUUUCCCCUUCCCGCUCCCCGUUUCCCCUUCCCACCACCCCGUUUCCCCAUCCCGCUCCCCGUUACCCCUCCCCGCCUCCCCAUUUCCCCUUCCCGCCUCCUCGUUUCCCCUUCCCGCCUCCCCAAUUCCCCUUUCCGCCACCCCGUUUCCCCUUCCCGCUCCCCAUUACCCCUUCCCGCCUUCCCGUUAACCCUUCCCGCCUCCCCAAUUCCCGUUCCCGCCUCCUCGUUUUCCCGUCCCGUUCCCGUUUCCCCUUCCCGCCUUCCCGUUUCCCCGUCCCGCUCCUCGUUUCCCCUUCCCUCCUCCCCGUUUCCCCUUCCCGCUCCCCGUUUCCCCUUCCCGCUCCCCGUUUCCCCUUCCCACCUCCCCGUUUCCCCUUCCCGCCUCCCCAAUUCCCCUUUCCGCCAACCCGUUUCCCCUUCCCGUCUCCCCAUUACCCCUUUCCGCCUCCCCGAUUUUCCUUCCCCCUCCCCAUUUCCCCUUCCCGCCUCCCCGUUUCCCCUUCCCGCUCCCCGUUUCCCCUUCCCACCACCCCGUUCCCCCAUCCCGCUCCCCGUUACCCCUCCCUGCCUCCCCAUUUCCCCUUCCGCCUCCCCGUUUCCCCUUCCCGCCUCCCCAAUUCCCCUUUCCGCCACCCCGUUUCCCCUCCCCGUCUCCCCAUUACCCCUUUUCCCCCCUUUCUCCCUCUCGUUUACUCCCCUUUCCCCUCUGAUUUCCCCCCCUUCUCCUCCUUAUUUUUCCCGCUUCUCCCUCUCAUUCGCCCCCUUGCUCCCUCUCAUGUCCCCCCUGUCCCCUUCUCAUUUCCCCUAAUGCUCCCCAUCAUUCCCCCCCUUUCCCCCUCUCGUUUCCCUCCCAUUCACCUGCUCAUUUCCCCCCCUUCUCCCUCUCAUUCAAACCCCUACUCCCUCUCAUCUCCCCCCCUUCUCCUUCCCGUUUCCCCACCUUCUCCCUCUUGUUUCCCCCCCUUAUCCCGCUCAUUGCCCCCCUUUCUCCUCAUUUCCAUCCGUUCUCCCCCUCAUUUCCCCCUUCUCCUCCCUCUCAUUUCCCCCCCUGCUCCCUGUCAUGCCCCCCCUUUCUCCCGCUCAUUUCCCCCCUUCUCCCACUCAUUUUGUCGCCUAUCGAGAGGUGGCGCCUCCCGAAAGUAUGCGACAAGAGGCCGCACUGAAACUGCCGGUCCCCCAUAA
This is a messenger RNA of Closterium sp. Yama58-4, 1389 nucleotides long. The record is from the annotation of a GenBank genome assembly. NCBI's taxonomy places the organism in Eukaryota, Viridiplantae, Streptophyta, Zygnematophyceae, Desmidiales, Closteriaceae.